Molecule: messenger RNA, 1413 nt
Organism: Eimeria maxima
Lineage: Eukaryota; Apicomplexa; Conoidasida; Eucoccidiorida; Eimeriidae
Product: DNA topoisomerase III alpha, putative
Exons: 15
Coding region: 1-1413 (470 amino acids)
Biological process (GO): DNA topological change
Cellular component (GO): nucleus
Molecular function (GO): DNA topoisomerase type I (single strand cut, ATP-independent) activity; DNA binding
Source: RefSeq, a predicted model, not a curated record
AUGCGAGAUGAUCUUUACCUCUCCCCUGUGCUGAAACGCGUCAGCGAUUCAGCGAAAGAUAUUGUAGAAAACCUCAAAACCUAUGCAAAAAAGUGCCAGUGGCUAGUGUUGUGGUUGGACUGCGACCGUGAGGGAGAAAACAUUGCUUUUGAGGAGGGCUUUUUUUCCCUUUCUGCCGUUACACUGACUGCAGCGCCUCGUUGGUUUGCGUUGUGCUCCAAAGUCGCCCUCACUGAAUAUGAGUUCUGUUCAGGGCAAGACGUAGAAAGGGCAUGCCAGCAUCUGCAGCAACCAAAUGAAGCGCUUGCACAGGCGGCGGACGCCCGGUCCGAAGUGGACUUACGCAUUGGCGCUGCCUUCACGCGGUUUCUUACGAAACGGUACCAAAAUAAGCUGUCACUCCAGAAGGGACUAAUAAGGGAAGACGAAGAAAGACCAGGUCACCGUCUCCUUGUUGACUUCCAGUGGGGGCGACAACGCCUUUUUGACCGAGCCGUCGUAAUCGCUUUCCUUGAGCUGUGCUGUGAAAACCCCGAAGCGCUCAUCACUGCUGUCGACAGCCGCGAAGUUACUAGACAAAGACCUGUGCCUCUAAGUGGGCCGUUGCUAAGCGCGAAGCUCACUGAGUUGAUUGCUGACUAUUUGAUUCGCCUCAGAAAUGCUUGCGUUGCUUCUUAUGAUAAAAGCCAUGCCAUUUUGAUAGCACUGAUUUUUGUGUGCCAGGUGGUUUUGAAUGGCCUCGCGAUGGACCAAAUGACGAUGCUAGAAGAAUGCGAAAAUGAUGAUGAGUGGAAGGUCAGAAGGUGGCAACUUCAUGACAAGCAGUUUUGGAGAAGCAGCUGGAAGGAGAUCACCAAUAUGAACUGCAUAUAUGUGUUUUUCCGCUCAGCUUUACGAGGCAAUCACCAGGCACUUCCUUGCUUGUUGCAGGUAUUGCUAAUUUCUAGGCUCAUUCUGAACUACACUGCGUUCCGCCUUGCCUUCUUUCGCGUUGAAGUCUCUGAUGCCAUUGGCUUCGAGACUAAAAUAGAAUUGGAUAUUGCUGGGGAGACGUUUUCAGCAACGGGACUCGUCGUGCUGGAGAAGAACUACCUGGAGGUAUACCCCUACGACUCGUGGGCAUCACGCCGGUUGCCACGAUUCUUAUUGCAUGAACGGUUUACCCCACAGGAUGUGACAAUCCAGGCAGGAAGCACGCAGCCUCCUACUCUCCUUACCGAAGCUGAACUUAUCGACAAGAUGGACAAAGAACGGAACUAUGCUAUUAAAACGGACUCUCAGCAUUUUAAGCCUACCGACCUCGGUGUCGCCUUGGUCGAGCCUGACUUACGAGCCAGCAUGGAACGAGAUAUGACGCUAAUUGCACGAGGGGUGGAGAGGAAGGUGAGACUGGACUCAGUUCCGGUGCUAUAG